This is a messenger RNA of Argentina anserina (silverweed cinquefoil), 1868 nucleotides long. RefSeq names its product vacuolar protein sorting-associated protein 53 A-like. The transcript has 7 exons. Gene Ontology annotation, biological process: retrograde transport, endosome to Golgi. Bases 1175 to 1456 code for a protein of 93 amino acids. Gene Ontology annotation, cellular component: GARP complex. The record is from RefSeq and is a predicted model, not a curated record. Lineage: Eukaryota; Viridiplantae; Streptophyta; Magnoliopsida; Rosales; Rosaceae.
GGUAUGGAAUUGGGGAGAUUAUCUAUCUCCACGCACAGAGAAAAAUCUUGCUGCAAGGUGUGAAAGGGUUGAGCCUUACAGAAAUCACACUGCUGCCAUGUGUUGGGUUCUACUGCAUGUAAAGUGGCGUACUUCACAUGAGUGAUAAUUGGAGCAUAAUUCAGGUUCUUUGAGUUAUUCUUGUACCGUGAUGUCCCCACGUUUGAGCAGCUUAUGGAUUUGAAUUACUAAAUCUGGUUUGAGUCUCAUUAAAGUCAUAUCCAACCGUACAUGGAUGGUUAGAGCGGUAGAAAUGUUGAAUCUUCAUAUUUUUGCCUACUGCUUCAUCUGCAAAUGUCAUUGUCUGAACUUGUUGAUACGUCGUGGAGGGAUUGGCAUUGAUUAUCUGCACUUACGUUGCUAAAUAACCCAUUCAGACAAUGUUCAUCGAAUUUGUGGUUGAUUGCUAGUUUGCUACGGUAUUGGGAGAUGCUGGAAUAAGUGAUAUUUGAUCCUGUUGAAUUUUGGGUUUACAAUUGAAAAAGAUGUUAAAAUGGUCAUGCUUGGUUAGAAAUCUGAACAUAUUGAUCUCCUUUUGAGGUUCAUGAUCUCAAAAGUAGCUCAUUGCACAUAUCUGUUUGCAUAUUUGAAUUCUACAUUCUGUCGUAGGAAUUCAUAUCUUUGCUUCCCUGAUCGUACCUUCUUGGUUGCGAAUUGUUAACAAAAGAUGAGUGAAUUACACCGACAAAAUCGCCUUGUUGCAACCAUUUGCCGACCAUGAUUGCCUUCAUUUCUCUUGCGAAUGGGUCUUAAGUCCAUUUCUGGAACUGCGGCUCUACAGGGCCAGCCAUUUUGCACCACACCUUGUUCUUUAGCUGCUAAGAUGCUCUGAUCUGCAGCUUCUCAAGUCCUCUUGGCGAAAUGAGGUUCAACUCUGCCCAGUGGUGAUGAUGGUGGCGUCAACAUUGCAAUUUUUUCUGGGCCUAAUUCUACUCUACUCUAGCCGUUAAGCCGCGUGCUGAUUAAAACUGGCUGAAAUUUGAGAAAUAAGGGCUGUGUUUGGCAAAGCUUAUCACAUCGGGUGAUUAUAAGCUAAGCCACUAAUUAUGUUUGAUUGCAAGAGAGAGCAACCAACUACUCUCCUCAAUUCUCAGAUCUCAUUCUUCUUCUACUCGGGACCUCUCGAGCUUCAGCCAUGGACAAGUCCACCACUCUCGAUUACAUCAACCAGAUGGUCCCCACAGAAGAAUCGCUCACCGACGUCAAGCCGCUAAUGCAAAAGAUUCACAAUGAGAUUCUCCGCGUCGAUGCCAAAAUUCUAGCCGUCGUUCGUCAACAGAGCAAUUCAGGGACCAAGGCCAAGGAGGAUCUUGCUGCCGCAAGGCAAGAUGUGGAGGAACUCAUGUAUAAGAUCAGGGAGAUCAAAACGAAAGCUGAGCAGAGUGAGACUAUGGUUCAGGAGAUGUCGCGACAUUAAGAAGUUAGAUUUUGCAAAGAAGCAUAAAACCACGACGAUUACUACUCUUCAUCGGCUGACCAUACUAGGUUAGCUUAUGUAUUCAAUCUUUUAUGAUUUGAAUGAGUUUUUUCAGUACAAUGGCUUAGUCAUACAACGGUUUGGAGUGUAUUGACAUUACGUUUUCGUAUCUAGUUAGAUUAGAAGAGAUUUUAUAUUAUUCUGAGGAAGUCAUGUAAAGUUGAACUCAUUCUCAUCACAAUUCUUUAGUAGUCUUUGCUGUUGAACAUCUUCAAGUGAUGGAUUCCAAACGACAAUAUAAGGGGUCAGCUGCACAGUUGGAGGUAAUCUAUAUGCUUCCUAUGAUGUAAUUGUACUAUGGUCAUGAGGGGUACUUAUUACAUCCCCUAUUUCAGAGAGAAAUCUGUUUACA